GAAGAAGAAGAAGAAGAAGAAGAAGAAGGAUGGCUCGUUGCUGUAAAUGCAGCAGACUGUACCUGGCAGAGUCUUUGAUUCAAUCCUCAGUAGGCGCUUUAUCUGGUCAGGGGUGCAGGGGUUCUGUCCUGUAACACUGGGAAAGGCAGGAAGUCUCUUUAAAGCAGCAGUGUGUAAUAUUUAAUGCCCUCUACUGUCUGUGGUGUGAAGUGCAAUUACAAGAAAAAAUUCUCUUUAUGGAAAAAAGGAGUGGGGUGAUGGUGUUGAUGAGUGUCCUCGUCUACACCGAGGGAGUCAGUCUGAAUGACCUGCUGGACCGAGCGUCACAACUCUCGGACAAACUGCACUCACUCAGCACCUCGCUCACCAAUGACCUGGACUCUCACUUCCCCUCAGUAGGAGGAAAGCUGAUGAAGCCGUCCAUGUGCCACACCUCGUCCCUGCAGAUCCCCAACGAUAAAGAUCAGGCCCUCAGAGUACCGGAGAACGAGCUCCUGUCUCUGGUUCGCUCUCUGCUCAUGGCCUGGUCAGAUCCUCUCGCUCUGCUGUCCUCUGAGGCCACCAGUCUGCCUCACCCUGAGCGCAACUCCAUCAACACCAAGACCAAAGAGCUGCAGGACCACUCCAAUAGCCUGGGGGUCGGCCUCGAGCGCCUCGUCCGCAAGAUGGGUUCAUCCCCCGAGUCUCUGUCCUCUCUUCCGUUCAACAGUAAUGACCUCGGGCAGGACAACAUCUCUCGCCUGGUCAACUUCCACUUCCUGCUGUCGUGUUUCCGCCGAGACUCACACAAGAUCGACAGUUUCCUCAAAGUGCUGCGCUGCAGAGCGGCUAAGAUGCUGCCGGAGAUGUGCUGAAGUGGGACGAGUUCUCCUCACGUUCCUCCUCAGAACCUCUCUGAGUCCAGCAGUCAGAAAUGAAGAGUUUUAUUCUCGAACGGUUUAAAAGAGUGACGCUGAACGUUUCUUAAAAAAUCUCACACAGAUCAUCAGGUCAGGUUCCUGUGUGUCUCUGCAACAAGAACUUAUUCUUCAUAAAUUAACAGAUUUGAGCUCAAGAGCAGAUCUGUGUUUGAUUAAACCAGAGGAAAAAGGAAACAGGUCAUGGAGCUCCUCCACUGAGCCUCAUGGUUUGAGUGUUAUGCAAUUUUAUUUUAUUUGCAUCUAAAAUAAUGAAUCAGAUGAAUCAAACCUUCAGAUCAUUCUUUUAACAGGGGUAUGGGGCUGUGAGGGAAUGUUUGCACUUUAUCAUAUUUAUAGAAAUACUGCAGUAGGAUCUUAAAUGAGCUUUCCUUUUCCUCAUCUUUACACAACUGCUGAACCAAAGAUGUCAAUAAACCCUGCAUCCUGAAA
This is a messenger RNA of Hemibagrus wyckioides, 1349 nucleotides long. It is a transcript of the gene prl, whose product is annotated as prolactin. Gene Ontology annotation, cellular component: extracellular region. Gene Ontology annotation, biological process: positive regulation of receptor signaling pathway via JAK-STAT; response to nutrient levels; positive regulation of cell population proliferation. The coding region runs from base 237 to 854 and encodes 205 amino acids. Gene Ontology annotation, molecular function: hormone activity. The record is from RefSeq and is a predicted model, not a curated record. NCBI's taxonomy places the organism in Eukaryota, Metazoa, Chordata, Actinopteri, Siluriformes, Bagridae. The transcript is spliced from 6 exons.